Prorocentrum cordatum is the source of this 865-nucleotide messenger RNA. Lineage: Eukaryota; Dinophyceae; Prorocentrales; Prorocentraceae. The record is from the annotation of a GenBank genome assembly.
GUACGGCAUCAACAACGGCAAGUGCAGGGCCCUGCGAAACAACCACCGCUCGUGGAAGAUCACCACCAUCACAUUCCCCAUCUUCCAGCACCUGCUGAGGAAGCUCCACGAGAGACGAGAACAACGCGCAGCAAAACCACUACUUCGCAGAAACACAUUGCCUGCCCGGGUCUUGGCGGCCGCAGACAUUGACAAGGCCAUCCGCAUAAUGAACACCACGCGCUUCGGCAACCCCGACCGCUUCAAAGACCGGGUGAGCGUGGAAAUCCAGGGAGCUCUACGGCGAGUCAGGGAUCCGAGCACACAGGCGGCAGUAUGUAUCGGUGUCCGGUAUCGCCAAAGCCCGCGGGGCCUCGCAGCGCACCUCGGGACCACCAGCUUGGAUGACAUCGGGGCUGCUUUAACCCACACCAAGCGAGGCUUCCGGACCUACCGCCAGACCGGCCUCUCGGACAAGCAGUUGGCCAUCGGCCUGUCGGCCGCCUCUGCUGCGUGCGCCGCCCGCCGCCCGUUCUCCGACUGGGCGGCGUUGGAGAACGAGAUAGCGAAGCAGAUGCGAAAGUAUUGUCGGGGGCGCGGCCGGGAAUACUUCUCGGCUCGGCAGGCGGCCGCUGACUUGACCCAGGUGCCAGGAUGGGUGAACGGCCUCGGGCCCGGCUCCCGCCCCGCCACAUCGCGCGCCGGCCCCGGAGCCCAGGCUGGCCAUUAUUUGGCCGAGGCCGCCGCCGGCAAGAGGACGAAGCACGCCCCGCGCUUCAUGAACUACACGGAGCAAACGGAGAAGUGUGAAUACAGCAAACUCAUCUGCCGGCUGACCUUCCCCGCGGCCACGGCCGCCGCGACGUACACGCCGACGCCCAAUUAG